UGUGGCACAUGUGGGCAGUUUGGGAGAAGAUGCCCGCCCUCGCUCCCGUUGGAUUCAUUCCCGAGUCGUCACAAAGGCCGCCGUCAAACUCGCAAUAUGGUUUGAAGUCGCGUUCAGAAUCACUCAACGCUCUAAGUAUGGGGGUGCUGUUAGCAUUUGCGAGCCGGAAGGAUGUAGCAUUAUGCUGGUGGAAGUGGAUCAAGUGACAGCUGCUCACGUUUUGUUGUUAGGAGCAAGGUUCCACAGGUCUGGGGAGGGAAGUUUGAAGAGAAUGGACUGCAGAAUUCAUUGUGAGGAGUCCGUCGAUAGAUUUGCAGGUUUCUGAUGAUGGAAGGUUCUAAUUAAAAAUAAAAUAAAAUGAGCUUUGUAUAGUCGGGAGGCGUGAUGGGGUGGCUGUGGAUGUGUCUCGGAAUCAGAGACAACUCAGCUCGGAGAAUUCGUGAUGCUGAGGGAAGAUUGAGCAGCGAUUCUUACGACGCCAGAUUUGGCAGCUCCAAGAUACCGCGGAUAGAAGACUACUUGCAGCCCAGACGAACGGGAUACGACGUCUUCGUUAAUAGAUAUACAUCAGAGUCCCCGAACUCAAUUAAAACGGUCGCAUCGUCGAUAGAUUCAAUACACGCAGAUGGAAAUGGCAGCAACAAAGAAGGCAAAAAAUGGGCACAUCAGGAAUCGAAUGUGCAACUCCGUCGCGUGGAAAAGAAAUGGGGAAACACGAAUGCAAUACCUCCUGGCGAUGUUAUUAGCAGAGAAUUCCGACCACACUGGAGCAGUGGCGAACAGAUUCCCGAAAAUAACGUUGUUUCACGAGAAACAUCGAGUUUGCGGAAGUCCUUUUCCGAGCUCUUGAUGGAAACUGACGCACUUGAUAGCUCGACGUCGAGAUUCAAGGGUCCUCUGGCAUUAGCCGCCAUCGCUGCAGCAGCUGAGAGAGCUGCGAGAUCACAUAGACAGCACGGGGAAGGCGGAAGAGGAAGGAAAAACAUCCAGCCUGUGCACUUGGCGGCUUGCGAUCAGCCUUCUCGGAGUCCCCAGUCUCCUCAUUCUAUAUCGCUGUCUUCAGCCGUGAGUGUCUCUUCUCUCUCUAAGAAGCACCUUGAAGCUUCACAUGCGGUAGCUGCUUUCAAAGAGAACAGGCGUCGACAAAUGUCUGAGAGGCAAUCAAAUGUCCGGAGUAAUGGAAGCAUUCGGAAAAUUUUCCGCUCGUCACGGAAGCGCCCGUUCCGACGAGCUCUGUCGCCCGUCCUCGAAGUCUUGUCCCUUGACGAAGAACUCCGGAGCAAGAGGAAAAGUGACGUUAGCUUGCGCGAUCUAUUCACCAACGACUUGCCGCAAGCUCCCAGUGAACGUACUUCCACAGAAUCAAUACCUUCUGCUGGUGACCAUCAGCAGAGUACAUGGAGGAAUUCUUUGGCUAUGAUUGCGAAGGCAACAGGGAUGACAUCAGAAGCUCUCUCGACAGAGGAGGGUGCUGAUUGUGUGGAUGUGGAGAAUUUGCAAGAGAAAUCGGAGGCUGCCGGAGCCGGACAUUCACCCUGCCCUUUGUCUAGCUGUUUAAGUGAGUUUGCAGAAGGACGAAGUCAAGAAACUCCAGUUGAUGGAUCAGUGCUCGGUGAGAAUGGUACUAUCAAUGGCAACCAUGACCGCAACCUUGACGAAGGAUUGGAUAGGGCUUCCAGCCCUCCACGAGGAGCAUAUCCGGAGGGAACCUCUUCCGGCCCAGAAAAUUUGCGACUUCAAAGUCAGCCUCAUACCGGCUCUCAAAAUCUGGGACACGAGCCGCAUGAUGAUGUCUCAUUGCUGAGGACUUCGGUGAGAGAUGUAUUGGUAUCGCCAGAGGUGUUCAUGUCCCCUAAAACGGCCAACUCGGAGCUAAAUUUCACGAGAAUUAUGGACGUGAAUCCCGAAGAGAGGCCCAUCCUUGGUUCCCUAGCGGAUCACUGGGAAGCUGCGUUGACGACGAAAAAAUCCGCUUGGGACGGCAAAGGCAUUCCGAAUUCGACCCACAAGUACCGGGAGGAUCAGAAAGUCAUGUGGCAUUCGGCGUCAUUUGAGGAACGUCUGGUGCAAGCUCUAGCAACACAAGAAGCCUCAGUUCCCCAAAGAAGAAGCAGGUCAAGAGGACUAGUGAAUCGAUUAGCAGCAGGUAGGAGUGAUACGGGUUUGCAAGCACAUUAGUGCAACCUCAUCUCACAAACUAGACCUGAAGAUGGAGAGACAAUUUUACCUUCUUCGAAUUUACAUUUUAUUCUCUGGAUGCAAGUCGUCUUUGAAAUUUGGCAAACCUAAGGCCGAGUUUUGAUUGGAAUGAAACAAUGAAGAUAUAAAUGGGACCAACCUCAUGAAUUCCAUCCCAACAUGGUGGUAUAAUAUCCUUGUGGCUCGCAGUGUCCACCAUCACAAUUCC
Molecule: messenger RNA, 2407 nt
Organism: Physcomitrium patens
Lineage: Eukaryota; Viridiplantae; Streptophyta; Bryopsida; Funariales; Funariaceae
Biological process (GO): male meiosis II
Source: RefSeq, a predicted model, not a curated record